AUGCCAGAAACCAAACUUUUAGUAAAAGAAGAUUCGCUACUUGGUGCUGACGACUCAAUGUCGGAGGGGGAAAAAAUAGCCGGCUCCAAACAAACAUUAGCAUACAGCUGCAGAUUGAGAUACUGCUCCUUCAUGGAUGUAUUUGAUGAAAUGCUGGACAACGGUGCGUUUUUUUUUGUGGUGUAUGCGUUCACAUGCGAAACAAGAUACAUAUCUGCAAUAACAACCGGCGUGUGCUUUCUUAUAUCCUUUUUGUUCACAGCUAGCAUGCGCAUGCAGAAAAAGCUGCGUAGAGGAUAUCCCGAUGAAAACGCGCUAGAAAAUGCAACGCGUAAUCUGGAAGAAGACGCCAGCUGCUACGACUACAACACGAUUGUGCAAAACCACUAUAAGCCCGUUGCCUCCAUAUACAAUGCGUCUGUUUGGUCACAUAGCCUGUUUUGUGUGUCCCUUAUGUUGGCCUUUGUCUACAUAAUAGCAAGUUCGUUGUUUAAUACGCAUUUCUUUAUAGGAGCUACUGCAUGGUUCUAUACAGAACUUUUCCUUCUGGUGGGCUUUGUCACGGCUGUGUUCAGUGCUAUGAACUACUGUGCAAAUUAUGUGCGCGCUUUGGACAGUUUGCAUGUGAGCGGCAUCAGGCUACUUCUUUUUACGGUGUCGGCCUGUUUUAUUGUUUGGGCUGAUUUAAUAGGGUCAUCCUUAGAUAAAAAACUUCUUAAUACGAACAACUUGAACUCCAUAACAUGUACGAAUUGCAUAGGCUUCAAUCCUAUAACUAACUGGCAGGCUGUGGGCAUUGCUUUGUUUUCAUUCCCAUUUUUACAAAACAGAAGCACACAGAAUGCUAAAGGGAAGCAGAAAGUCCAGCAGAACAUAAUUCUCAAGACUUUAUUACACAUACUCACGCUAGCGUUCUAUGCAAAUUUCUGGGGUGCUAUCGUGAUAUUCAAUGGUUCUCUAUUCGAGAAUGGGUACAGUAAUGUGGUGUCUGGCAUUAAGAACAGUCUUUUGAGCCGGUUUGAAACCCCAGCUUUUGCGCAGUAUAUUGACUAUCUAAACGUGUGCUAUUGCUUGAUAGUACUUGCUGAGAUUUUCUUGAUGAGCUUAUGCUUUUUGCUUGGUGUUAAGCACUUAAAGUUCCUGCAUAAGGCGGCAUGGGCAGAUGCAGCUGCUUCUGCAGACACGGACGAGAAAACCAACAGCUUGCCCGCCACUCCUGGCACCAACUUCCGUAUAACCAAGACACAACUGCUGGGCACUUCAAUAGUGUGCGUCGCUGUGGUUUUGGGGUGUCUGUCCACCACCAUUGCCUUCUUGCUUCCUAUAUCCCUGAUGGGGCUUACUUUUUCGCUGACACUUAACGUCAUAAUACCUAUUGCUGUGCUUAUAAUACCUAAGCGCAAAGUUGCAUUUAGGGCUAUGAAGGAGAAUUACGCGCCUCUAUGGACGGUUGUGGUUCUUGCAGUGUUUAUGAGUGCAUUCAUUUUGCUAUCGAAUGCCUGGCUGAAUUCUAUAGAACCAAGUGCAACCAAUCCCAAACAGAUGCCAUCAAACAUGUCUAUAGCAACAUAA
Messenger RNA from Nematocida major, 1572 nucleotides. RefSeq lists its product as uncharacterized. Lineage: Eukaryota; Fungi; Microsporidia. The coding region runs from base 1 to 1572 and encodes 523 amino acids. The record is from RefSeq and is a predicted model, not a curated record. The transcript has a single exon.